This is a messenger RNA of Sorex fumeus (smoky shrew), 1809 nucleotides long. Its product is annotated as tripartite motif-containing protein 60-like. The record is from RefSeq and is a predicted model, not a curated record. The transcript has 4 exons. Gene Ontology annotation, molecular function: zinc ion binding; protein binding. Lineage: Eukaryota; Metazoa; Chordata; Mammalia; Eulipotyphla; Soricidae. Bases 1 to 1809 code for a protein of 602 amino acids.
AUGGUUGGCCGGAAGAUGAUGAUAAAGUCUGACAUAAGAGCACAAUGCCUGGAGACCUCCAAAAUUGGUGUGGAGUACAAGCAGAAAUCAGAUGGGCCUACACCAGAAUUGGUAGAAGUUGGCCAAAGAAGCACAAUCAGCACAGUUGAACGUGCCAACUGCCUGGACACACAUAUGCCUUCAAGGUCCCAGUGCUGGUCCUCCAGAGUUCAGCCUUUCUGCGUGGUGCCAGCUUUCGUCAAGCCAUCUCCUGGGAUUUUGAUUUCAGAUCCACCUCUGGACCUGGAUCUGAGGUUCCUGCUGCUUCUUGCCGGACAGGGGCUGCACCGACCCUUCUUGCAGGUCCACUGUGAGAGCAAAAGGUCAUACCACCUUCCCACUUUGGUCUUUAUAUCAGUGGAGAUGGAGACGGCCCUGGAAGACCUCCAAGCCGGAGCUAGCUGUUUCCUCUGUAACGACUACUUGAAGAACCCAGUGACCAUUAACUGUGGCCACAACUUCUGUUUCUCUUGCAUCAACAAGUUCUGGGAGGACCUAAAGGAUAUUUUUCCCUGCCCUAUUUGUCGAAUGUGCUUUCCAGGAAAGAAAUUCAGGAGGAACACCCAACUGGGUAAUUUGACUGAAGCUGCUAAGCUGCUCCAGAAAAGAAGAAGCAAGAGGAGGAAGCAGAAAGAAAAGGUUGUUUGUAAAAAGCAUAAUCUAGUGUUGGCCUUUUUCUGCCAGCAAGACCUGGAGGUUUUAUGCUCACAGUGCAGCUUCUCCUCCGACCACAAGAAACAUCACAUCUGGCCUGUCGAGAGGGCUGCUCCCUAUUAUAAGAAAAGAUUGGAGCAGUGCAUUGAGUCAUGGAAGAAAAAAGUGAGACGACUAGAAAAAGUCAGGAUUAUACAAACCAGAAGAGCCUUGGAGUUGAAAAAACAGGUAGAACAUGCAAGAGACGAAAUAGAGUCUGAAUGUGAGCGGCUUAAAUUCUGUCUUCAAAAUGAGCGAGAAACUCUUCUUCAGCAGUUAGAAGAGGAGGAAAUGGCUUUUGAGACCAAACUGCGUGAAACCCGAACACAGUGUUCCGAGUAUACCUCGACAUUAAAACGUCUGUUACAGGGCAUAAAGAGCAAAUCAGCCCUGGCAUUACUGACAGACGUUAACUGGAUCUAUCAUGCCUAUCAAAACUUAAAGUCCCCUGAGCCUUUUUCACUCCAGUUAAAGGAAUACAGUUACCAUUUGCCACCCCAGUAUUCUGGUCUAAACAGAGUCAUUGAGCGAUUUGAGGUAGAUGUGUUUCUAGAUCCAGAAACAGCACAUCAUGAUCUGACUGUCUCAGAAGAUAGGAAAACGGUUCGAUAUGGAAGAACACGGCAAAAGUCAACUCAUAGCCCAUGGAGAUUCUACCUCUUCCCAGCUGUUCUGGGUUCCAAGGGUUAUAAUGCUGGCAGGCACUACUGGCAGGUGGAAGUGAAGGACAAAGUUGGGUGGAUUGUGGGUGUCUGUAAAGAGACUUUUCUCGGGAGGAAUCAAGCACCGAAUCAAGCUUUUUCAGUACAAGAUGGAUUAUGGGGUAUUGGACGACGGGAUGUGGAUGAUUAUGUUGCGUUAGGGCCUCAAAAAAUCGAUCUCUUCCCAGUCGUAAUGCCUACAAAGAUUGGUAUUUUUUUAGACUGUGAUUUGGGUGAAGUUUCCUUUUACAAUUUGAGUGACAAAUCUCAUCUGUAUACCUUUAAAGUUUGUUUUCUGGAUGCAGUUUGGCCUUAUUUCUAUACUGGAACUGACCCCCAACCUCUGAGGAUAUGUCCAGCAAGAGAUUCUGAAUAA